GAAUAUACAGAUCCGAAAACAUUUGCUGAAAAGGAUCGAAUCAUUCAAUUUCCUUAUGUGCCACCGGCUAAUGAAAAGAGUGAAGAGGAAUUAGCCAGAGCAGAAGAAAGAAGGCAAGAACAAGCUCGCCGUUUAAAAGAACAGGCCGCAAGAUUAAGACAUCAAAAGUUAAAAGAUCUAGAAAACAAUUUGGAAUUUUACAUGGAAAUCAAAACAAGCAAGUCCUCAAUGAAAAAAGCAGAAUUUAUUGCAAAGCUUAAAGAAAACAGAAUCAGUGAUGAAGCAGAAUUGGAUGAGAUCAUUCAAAAAACCGAAAAGUCAGUGCAGCGAGCAAGGAAUAAAUUAUUAGGAAUUGAAGAAUUAAAUGAGGCUGAGCGAAAGGAGAAAAAAAAGCAAAUUGCUUCCAAGAGUCUGCAUGAAACACGUCAAAGACAACGAGAAGCAAAAGAGUUAGCUAGACGACAACAAGAAGAAGAAAAAAGAAUGGAAGAGCAAAGACGACAAACGGAUUUUGAAGGCUGGUUAAACGAACUUAAGCAGAAUUAUCAGAAUCAACUUGAUAAAGUAAAAAAUCUCAAACGAAAAAAAGAACAACUCUCUGAUCGGAGGAGUCAUGCUUCCCAAUUGCGCAUGAAAUCAAUUGCUAAUUUGGCUAGUGACACUCCACAGCAAAAGAGACGUAGAAGAGGUCAAGAUGGUAAUUGUCAAGACACAUUUGGAAUGGAUGAUAAUGAUUGGGCUAUUUAUAAAGAAAUAGUAAAAUAUGAAACCAAACUUCUUCAAUAUGAUUCUACAUUUCUUCCAGAGCAUACAUUUGAUGCAAAGAACUCUGUUAAGAAUUCCCUUAUUUUCAUGUUUACUCGAGGAGUCACACCUCCAUUUGAUCCAGAGAAUUUUGCACAGAUGCAUCAAUUACAUGUAAAUGUUGAAAGAGUAAGGGUUCCAGAAGCUCUAUUUCAACCUAGUAUACUUGGGUUGGAUCAAGCUGGAAUAGUAGAAACCAUUGGAGAAAUAAUAAGCCGAUUUGAGGAUGUAGAUGCAAGAAAAAAGACGAUUCGGUCUGUAUUUGUUACUGGAGGGCACACGCAAACACCGGGUCUUUCAAAACGGUUAGAAAUUUCACUUCGAUCAAUUUUACCAGCUGGAUCACCACUCCAAAUAAUUCAUGCGAAAGAUCCAGUACUUGAUGCAUGGCACGGUGCAGCCCUUUGGGCUCGAUCAUCCGAAUUUCAGAAUUAUUCUGUUACGGUAGAAGAAUAUAACGAAUGUGGAGGAGAAUACAUAAAAGAACAUCGAUUUGGCAAUGUAUAUUAUAAAACAUGA
Racocetra fulgida is the source of this 1323-nucleotide messenger RNA. Lineage: Eukaryota; Fungi; Glomeromycota; Glomeromycetes; Diversisporales; Gigasporaceae. The record is from the annotation of a GenBank genome assembly.